AACAAAGCCUUAUUUUCGACUUUAAAUUUUAUCUUUGAGCUCACAAGUGCAGUUGUCAAAAUCUUAUCACGUCCUUGAGUAUAAAAGGACCAUUCAAAUUUUUUGACGUUGCAUUAUUCUAUUAAAAUGAAGCGGUUAGUUUUGCUGUGCGUCAUUGCAGCAUGCUGCACGGCGAAAAUCAGCGCUGAAGAGAAAUGUGUGCCUUCGGUGACUCGCUCGAGCUCUGUGAAGGGAAACAUCUGCAAAGGAGCCCUCAUCUUUGAAGACAACUUUGAUUUCUUGGAUCUGUCAAAAUGGAGCCACGAAGUGACCAUGGCCGGCGGUGGCAACUGGGAGUUCCAAGUCUACUGGGCCGACCCUGCCAACAGCUUCACUCAGAACGGAAAUUUAAACAUCCACCCUGGCAAGUUGGCUGACAUUUACGGCAACGAUUUCCUCUACAGCGGCACUUUAGACUUGGGUCCUACCUGCACCCAGUCUUGGAAUUAUGGUUGCGUAAGAACUGGAAAUUCUGAGAACAUCAUCAAUCCUGCAACCUCCGCCCGUCUCCACACAAUCAACACCUUUGGUUUCACUUAUGGACAGGUUGAGGCUCGCGCCCGUAUUCCUGCCGGCGAUUGGAUUUGGCCUGCUAUUUGGAUGAUGCCCCGUUAUGACGUAUAUGGUGGAUGGCCCACUAGUGGUGAAAUCGACAUUAUGGAAUCACGUGGAAAUCGCGAGUUGGGAUCCUUCGGCGGCGCCGGCGUCAACAUUGGCGUAGAACAGAUCUCGUCCACCAUGCACUGGGGCCCAGAUCCAGGACACAAUAGGUACUACCAGACCCACUGGGAGAGGAACUCUGCCGCAGGAAAUGGUUACAACAACGAUUUCCAUCUGUACCAAGUUGAAUGGACCCCUGAUUACAUCAAAUUCGCUAUUGAUAAUGUUGAGUUGGGCACUGUUGCUCCUCCCCCUGGUGGUUUCUACGAGCUGGGUGGUUUUGCCAAUGAGGGUAUUGGUAACCCCUGGGGCGGCUCCAAAAUGGCACCUUUCGACCAAGAGUUUUAUCUGAUCCUGAACGUGGCCGUCGGUGGAACCAACGGUUUCUUCCCCGACGGAGUUGCCAAUCCUGGCGGCAAACCCUGGGUCAACGGCUCUCCAGUGGCGUUCAGAGACUUCUGGGAAAACAGAGCUCAGUGGGAGCCAACCUGGCAGGGCGACACCACCGACAUGCUGGUCGAUUACGUCAGAGUGGUUUGCCUCUUUUUGGCGGACGUUGACGCACAAUGCGUGCCUUCGGUCACUCGAUCGUCCACUGUCAAGGGAACGAUCUGCAAAGGUGCCCUGAUCUUUGAGGACAACUUUAACUACCUGGACAAGAGCAAGUGGAGCCACGAAGUUACCUUGGCCGGCGGAGGCAAUUGGGAAUUUCAAGUUUACUGGGAUAAACCUGCGAACAGUUUCACCAGUAAUGGAAAUCUGAACAUUCACCCCGGAAAACUCGCCGACAUUUACGGCAACAAUUUUCUUUACAGCGGAACUAUGAACAUGAACCCUGGCUGCACACAGGACAUGGCUUGGGGAUGCUCGAGGACCGGAAAUGCGAAUAAUAUAUUGAACCCCAUUACCGCCGCCCGCCUGCACACGAUCAACACGUUUAGCUUUGCGUACGGAAAGGUUGAAGUCCGGGCCCGUUUACCUGCUGGUGACUGGCUGUGGCCUGCUAUUUGGAUGAUGCCACGGAACAGCGUUUACGGCGGUUGGCCGACUAGCGGUGAAAUCGACAUAAUGGAAUCCAGAGGAAAUAGGAACCUCCGCUCUGGCAAUGUCAACAUCGGCGUCGAACAGGUCGGCGCCACCAUGCACUGGGGUCCCAAUCCCAACAACAACCGUUUUCAACAGACCCACUGGGAGAAGAACUCUGCCCAGAACCAAGGAUACGACAGAGCUUUCCACCUUUAUCAAGUCGAGUGGACUCCCAAUUAUAUCAAAUUUAGCGUGGACAAUGUUGAAAUAGGCAGAACUACCCCUCCAGCUGGAGGAUUUUAUCAAAUGGGUGGUUUUUCAAAUAACGGCAUCGCAAACCCUUGGGCUUCUGGCACCAAAAUGGCUCCAUUUGAUCAAGAGUUCUACCUGAUCCUGAACUUGGCUGUCGGUGGCACCAAUGGGUACUUCCCUGACGGAGCAUCCAACCCUGGUGGCAAACCCUGGUCAAACGGCUCUCCCACCGCUUACAAAGAAUUCUGGGAAGGACGUGGUCAGUGGGAACCGACCUGGCAGGGUAGCUCCACUGACAUGCUGGUUGAUUACGUCAAAGUUUGGGCUCUUUGAGUAAAAAUUAAUUUUUAAUUUUUGAAAAAAAAAUUGAUGAAAUGUUUCUUGUAAAGGGUAAAUUUUUUUGAAUAAAAUUCACCAAUUAAAAUUUUUGCAACAUA
Molecule: messenger RNA, 2414 nt
Organism: Neocloeon triangulifer
Lineage: Eukaryota; Metazoa; Arthropoda; Insecta; Ephemeroptera; Baetidae
Exons: 15
Coding region: 127-2310 (727 amino acids)
Biological process (GO): carbohydrate metabolic process
Molecular function (GO): hydrolase activity, hydrolyzing O-glycosyl compounds
Source: RefSeq, a predicted model, not a curated record